AUGACAUCAAGACCCUCCUCAGCCGAUCCAAGAAGUUCCUCCUCUACACCCAAGUGGACAACCUGGAGAGAACGGCCUAGCAAUAAACUGAGCAGUAGAGCCGGCAGCAGCAGCAGCAGCAGAAAUGGGACUUCUGUUUACUAUAAUGAGGCUACAAAGACCUUUUACCCAUCGAACCCAAUCCGCCCUAUCACCCCAUCCUACGAGACGAAGGCGCGCGAGGAUCCCGUCACCUUGGCUACACCGCAAAAGCUCCUCGUUAUCUUGGAUUUAAACGGCACUUUGUUCUAUCGAAACAAGAGAAACAAUCGUGCGGUCACCUCUCGUCCGUACCUAGCUCCUUUCUUGGACUUCUUGUUCGAACACUGUCGAGUCAUGGUGUGGUCCAGCGCACAGCCUCACAGCGUCGAGGCUAUGCUAAGCUUUGGUUUCGGAAACCGUAUUUCGAAUCUCGACCGUGUGUGGAAUCGAGACCACUUUCGCUUGCCUCCCUCGGACUAUGAAAGGAAAGUGCUCACCAUCAAGGACCUGGAAUAUGUCUGGGAGGGUAUCGCAGAGGAAAAGAAAAAGAAAGACGCCGCCGCUCAUGCUCACAGCAAGUACCAGGUGGAAUUCGAUCAGACCAACACCGUCCUGCUUGAUGACUCCACAGCUAAGAUACAAUUGCAACCGUACAACGGCGUGGCUCUCAGGGACUUUGACCAGGGUCUCGCGAUGGCAGGGACGGAUGACGAAUUGCUUCGUGUGAGGCGCUAUCUUGAGAAAUUAAUUUACCAGGCGAACGUGAGCGCCUAUAUGCGCCUUCAUCCGUACAGCUCUGAUGCCCCUCUUGACAACGAUGCAGCCAAGGAAGCCUCGAAUACAAAACCAUCAAAGGCUGGAGAUGCGCUAGCGGAUGAAUUGGACGAUCUCGCUCUUCGUCUGGAAAAGAGCACGGUCUAA
Messenger RNA from Gamsiella multidivaricata, 942 nucleotides. Its product is annotated as HAD-like domain-containing protein. Gene Ontology annotation, molecular function: phosphoprotein phosphatase activity. NCBI's taxonomy places the organism in Eukaryota, Fungi, Mortierellomycota, Mortierellomycetes, Mortierellales, Mortierellaceae. Bases 1 to 942 code for a protein of 313 amino acids. The record is from RefSeq and is a predicted model, not a curated record. The transcript is spliced from 2 exons.